CCCCCCCCCCCUCUUCCGCCUUUGCCUUGCACCCUCUCCUUCCUUGCUUCGGUUCUCCCCGCGAUUCCUAAGUUACCAUCCUGCAUUGCCUGAUGGAGGGGCAACACAUAAUGGCCCAGGUCCACAUCCAAGCCCCCUCGUCCAAUUCCGUAGCCGGGGAAGAAUCCAGGCGGUUGCCGAAGCCCGUGCGAGUUGCAGCCAGGGAAAGCAUGGCCGGAGGACGUCUGUUGGACAGUCACAGCCUGGAUGGGAUAAGCCAGGUAUACGGGGCAUCCAAGAGCCAGGAAGGAAGGAGGGCCACUAUAUCAAGCGCCUUGGAAUUGGAAGGAACAGUGAGUUACGAUGGAGACCUGACACACUUUGUGGCCAACAACCUGCAAAUGAAGAUCAAGAUGAGUUCUCGGGGCAGUCUGGACGAUACAGAGCCCACCUCCUCUUCAAUAUCAUCCCAACACUCUGUCCGAGGCAAAACUGCAGACAUCCCUCCAGUGGACCCACAGGUCCUCCGGGAUCUGGAAAGGCUGACCACAGAUGUGGCCCAGAGAGUGGACCAGAUGUUGAGAGCCUUGAACAGCGCGAUCCAGAAUAUGACGGCGCUCAGCGUAGGGUACAUCCAGACCUACCGAGAUGCUGUGGACAGUUUGGGUGAAUCCGUGGACAUGAGCAUCAAAGGGAUGUACACUCUGAUGGCCAGGUGCGAGGAGCUGGACCGCUCCAUGCAGCCUGUUCACCUCCUUGCGAAGCAGAUCCGGGAGAUUAAGAGGACUCUGGAGAUCUUUGAAGCCGUCUGCAAAUAAGGCCCUUGUUCGGAAGGGAUUAACUUGUGGAGUGGUGGGGAGUAAAGAAGAGUGAGCAUUGGACUUCCUGGGAUUUGGGCUUUGAAAGGGAAACUCGUGUUUUUAUGAAAUAUUUCAAG
Molecule: messenger RNA, 916 nt
Organism: Protobothrops mucrosquamatus (brown spotted pit viper)
Lineage: Eukaryota; Metazoa; Chordata; Lepidosauria; Squamata; Viperidae
Gene: BORCS6
Product: BLOC-1 related complex subunit 6
Exons: 1
Coding region: 93-797 (234 amino acids)
Biological process (GO): lysosome localization
Cellular component (GO): BORC complex
Source: RefSeq, a predicted model, not a curated record